Closterium sp. Naga37s-1 is the source of this 252-nucleotide messenger RNA. The record is from the annotation of a GenBank genome assembly. Lineage: Eukaryota; Viridiplantae; Streptophyta; Zygnematophyceae; Desmidiales; Closteriaceae.
AUGCUCUCCACGUGCCCACAUGCGCAUGGCAGGUGGGUGCGGCAUCCGGGCUACACGGGGUGGUUCAUGUGGAGCAUUGCCACGCAGCUGCUGCUAGUCAACCCCCUCUGCACGCUCGCCUUCGCCCUCGUCUCCUGGCGCUUCUUUGCCGCCCGCAUCCCCUACGAGGAGUUCUACCUGCACCAGUUCUUUGGCCUUGAGUAUGCGCGGUACGCCGCCUCGGUGCCGUCCGGCAUCCCCUUUGUCUCGUGA